AUGUUCAGCAGGUUGAAAAACUUGGUAGGGGCGCCCAUGCCUCCCCCUGCCCAAGCUGCUACCCCACCUUCCACCCCAGCUCCACCACCAAAGGAAGAAAAGCCUCCUGAAAAGAAGGAUGAGGAGCAGCCAAAAAAAGAAGAGGAAAAGAAAGAGGAACCAAAGAAAGAAGAGGAAAAGAAAGAGGAACCAAAGAAAGAGGAAGAACCCAAGAAGGAAGAGCCAAAACCGGCUCCUGCACCUGCUGCACCUGCUGCCCCUGCUCCAGCUGCAGCAGCAGGUGAUGCUCCUGCCAAUCCAGAGGGGGCUGAAGGAGAAGAACCUCCUCCGUCUCCACCUAUUGUCUACUCUCGUUACACAGAUGACAUGGUCAGACAUGUGAACAAGGCAUUAAGAGAGCGCACGGAGAUGCUCAAAGAGAAAGUCACCGACCCGUAUGCCACUUCUCCAGAGAUCACCCCACCUGUCACGCCCAUUCUGAAGAAGGAGGACUACAUCAAAUUGAAGGAGGAAGAGCGCAUCGCCAAAGAGGAAGCGGAAAAGAAGAAGGCAGAGGAUGCAGCUAAAAAGGCAGAGGAGAAGAAGAAAAAGGAUGAGGAGAAGAAGCUGGAGGCGGAGAAGAAAGCUGAGGAGGACAGGCUCGCGGAGGAGGCCAGGAAAAAAGCCAAGCUCCUCCCAGACAUCAACUGCGCCUGCUUCGAUGCCCUCUUUCAUCCAUUAGAGGAGAAGAUGGAUACGGUCCUGGGGACCACCAUAGACCCUUUCACAGAUCGUCGAUAUAUUUGCUGGCUGGCUUUAGUAGCAGUGGCAUACAACUACAACGCUUGGUUUUGCACUGCUCGACUGGCCUUCCCUUACCACAAUGCUACUUCUAACCCCAUUUGGAUAUUUUUUGACGUUCUUAGUGACUUAGUGAACGCCAUUGACAUUAUGCUGUGGCAACCCCGUCUUCAGUUUGUCAAAGCUGGAGACAUUGUUACAAACAGAGCCAUGACUAAGGUACAUUAUCGUAAUUCGAGCCAAUUUAAGGUUGAUUUGGUCAGCAUCAUCCCCUUUGACCUCCUCUCCGUCUAUUUUGGAUUCUCUUCCUUUUACCGACUCAACCGCUUCAUCAGGGUGGAUUCUUUCUUUGAGUUCAGCGAUCGGCUUGAGAGUCUCAUGGCAAAGGCCUACAUAUGGAGAGUUAUUCGCACCACAGGCUACCUGCUCUACGUCCUGCAUCUCAAUGCCUGUAUGUACUAUGUUGCCUCAGUGCACCAGGGUAUAGGAACAACCUUAUGGGUGUAUAAUGGAGUUGGAUCAGCGUACCUGCGUAGUUACUACUUUGCUGUCCGCAGUCUGAUCAACAUCGGGGGUCUUCCAGAGCCUACAACCAUCUUUGAGAUUAGCUUUCAGAUGAUUAACUACUUCUCUGGUGUCUUUGUGUUUUCCAGUUUGAUUGGACAGAUGAGAGAUGUCAUAGGAGCUGCAACAGCAGGUCAGACAUAUUUCCGGGCAUCAAUGGACGGCUGUGUUGCCUACAUGAACACAUAUAUGAUCCCCAGGCAAAUCCAGAACAGAGUCAGGAUGUGGUACAACUACACUUGGGCUGCUCAGGGCAUGUUGGAUGAGGGUGAGCUGCUGGAUAAUUUGCCUCUGGUGAUGAAAACGGCCAUCGCUGUGGACAUCAAUCUGGCCACUUUCCAGAAGAUCGCACUGUUUCAGGGUUGUGACCAGCAGAUGUUGGUGGACAUGUUGCUGAGACUCAAGUCUAUUGUUUAUCUACCAGGAGAUUUUGUUGUGAAAAAAGGUGACAUUGGUAAAGAGAUGUACAUCAUCAAGAGUGGAGCGGUGCAGGUGGUGGGAGGACCCGACAACAGUAUUGUGUUUGUCACCCUGAAGGCUGGCGCUGUGUUUGGAGAAAUCAGUUUACUACAGUCUGCUAAAGAUGGAGGAAACAGGCGCACAGCUAAUGUAAAAGCACAUGGCUUCGCUAACCUCUUUGUCCUGGAAAAGAAGGACUUGUUUGAUAUUCUCAUCCACUACCCAGAGUCUCAGAAAGUGCUGGCCAGGAAGGGAAAGAAACUGGUCAAAGCUAAAGCCCCUGCAGGGGGAAAUGAGGAUAAGCCAAAAAGCAACACUCUCUUCGGACCGAGACCACCAACCCCGAAGCUGUUCAGACUCUUUGGCAAUUUACGUAAAGCCAAGGUAAAGUUUUAACAUUGAGACAACAGUCUUCAUAGAGGAAUAGCUGCUGAGUAGCUGAGUUAUUUCAAAUUGAUUAGUUAUUGAUUUAGCUGUGAACAAUUUGAAAUAAGCC
Messenger RNA from Scomber japonicus (chub mackerel), 2299 nucleotides. Its product is annotated as cyclic nucleotide-gated cation channel beta-3-like. Bases 1 to 2199 code for a protein of 732 amino acids. Lineage: Eukaryota; Metazoa; Chordata; Actinopteri; Scombriformes; Scombridae. Gene Ontology annotation, biological process: monoatomic cation transmembrane transport. The record is from RefSeq and is a predicted model, not a curated record. Gene Ontology annotation, cellular component: intracellular cyclic nucleotide activated cation channel complex; photoreceptor outer segment; plasma membrane. Gene Ontology annotation, molecular function: protein-containing complex binding; intracellularly cAMP-activated cation channel activity; intracellularly cGMP-activated cation channel activity. The transcript has 17 exons.